This is a messenger RNA of Periconia digitata, 1820 nucleotides long. NCBI's taxonomy places the organism in Eukaryota, Fungi, Ascomycota, Dothideomycetes, Pleosporales, Periconiaceae. The record is from the annotation of a GenBank genome assembly.
UGUUCACAACGCAACGACCAUCCUGGGUAUUGCGUGGCGGACCUCGGUAACUUCAUCCCCGCGAUUCCCCAGAUUCACCCCAACCUUUCAGCAGGAGUCAGUGCUCAGAGACAAAAGGCAGACUUGCCGCCAUGUCAGCAAUUCCAAUACAAAUGGGUCUUCCCCAUUCAUCCCACAUCUCUUCAUCCGUUCCUGAAUCCUGAGACUCUCAAUUCAGAGAUUCUUUGUACCCACAUAGCAGGAUCUCUAGAAAGCAGCUCCCUUCUCUCCACCAUGAGCCUCACCAAUCCCGUAAUACCGUUUUCCGAACCACCCUAUAUCGCAGGACUACCGUCACCAUACUACAGCGAGUCGCACUUGCGAUGGCAAAAGGCAUGCCGCGCAUUCAUAUCCGAACAUCUUCUUGAGCAAGCGCUCGAAUGGGAUACCGAAGAAACGGUGCCAGAACAUGUCUUCACCACCUUUGCCAAACGCGGAAUGUUGAUUCCCAGUCUCCCAGCACCGCUCCCGGUGGAAUGGUUGAAGAAAGUCGGGAUCCACGAGCUACUAGGAGUUGUCAAGGUGGAGGAGUUCGACUACCUACACAGCAUGAUAUACAGCGACGAGAUGGCACGUACUGGCCUCGCAGGGCCCAGCGGUAGCAUGACAACAGGCAUGGCCUUCGGCGUACCCCCCAUCUUCAAAUUCGGCAACCGCCAACUUCAAGAACGCUUCCUCCCCGACCUCCUCCUAGGAAACAAACGCACCUGCAUCGCCAUCACCGAGCCUGAAGCAGGCUCCGACGUCGCCAAUAUCACCACCACAGCGACCAAGACCGCGGACGGGAAACAUUACAUUGUCAAUGGGAGCAAGAAGUGGAUCACCAACGGCAUCUGGUCUGACGUCUCGGCCAUGGCGGUGCGUACAGGCGGACCCGGUCCCACAGGUCUUAGCAUGUUGGUUGUGCCGUUGAAGGGAUAUCCAGGCGUCAGUAUGCGGCGGCUGAAAGUGGGCGGGCAGGUUUCGGCUGGAACCACGUUUAUCGAACUCGACGACGUGAAGGUGCCUGUUGAGAACCUCAUUGGCAAGGAGGGCAUGGGGAUGCGAUAUAUCAUGACGAAUUUCAACCACGAGCGCCUUACGAUCGCUAUUGGAGCUACCAGGCAAGCGCGCGUAGCGCUCUCCGCGGCCGUCGAGUACGUGAUGAAGCGCGAGGCGUUUGGGAAGCCGUUGGUUGAGCAGCCUGUGGUGCGGCAUCGGUUGGCUAAAGCUGGUGCGUUGUUGGAGAGCCAGUGGGCUUGGGUCGAGCAGUUUGUGUAUCAAAUGACCAAGUUGCCCAAAGAUGUUGCGGAUGUUGAGUUGGGUGGCUUAACUGCCAUGGUCAAGGCACAGGCUGGCAUGGUGUUGAAUGAGUGUGCGCAGACUGCGCAGUUGCUGUUCGGAGGCAACGGGUACACGAAGAGUGGGCAAGGCGAGCUCGUGGAACGAAUUUACCGCGAAACUCCAGGCAUAAGGAUCCCUGGUGGAAGUGAAGAUGUUAUGCUUGAUUUGGGAGUGAGACAGCUGGUGAAGAACUUCAAGGCGAAGACGAAGGCUAUGGAGAGGCCAAAAGGAUCUUCUAAGCUGUAGAAAGUGUAAUUGCGUAACUGCCCUAAGACCAUAGUACAACAUCUUCCCGAUUGUUUUUUUUUUCUUAUUUUUUCCAACAUGGCUCAAACCUAUGUGUACGCGAUUUCAGCGGCAAACCCAACAUGAACAGCAGUAACGCAAGUACAUCCAAUUGACCUUGCAGCUGUCCAGCCUUGAUCAUUGAGCUAUUCAAAUGCAUGUAUCGGUACAUG